Molecule: messenger RNA, 2802 nt
Organism: Neoarius graeffei (lesser salmon catfish)
Lineage: Eukaryota; Metazoa; Chordata; Actinopteri; Siluriformes; Ariidae
Product: GTPase IMAP family member 8-like
Exons: 6
Coding region: 153-1913 (586 amino acids)
Molecular function (GO): GTP binding
Source: RefSeq, a predicted model, not a curated record
CUAUGCAAUGAAGAGAAAGGGAGCGUCGAUAAUCACCACUUCUUCAUGAUAACAGAAACUGUCGGUAGCAGGAGCAGCAUCGCUUCAUAAAUACUACUGGAGCUCCAAAAAGACUGAAAGAAAGAGAACAACUGCGAAUUUGAAGGGAAAAAAUGGCUUUACACCCUUCAGAGUGUAAGAUUCUCAGGAUUAUGCUUCUUAGUCUCAGUGGUGUUGGAAAAAGUGCAACAGCCAAAGCAAUAUUAGGAACAGAAACUUUCAAAGAAACUGAAACUAUACAGUGUGAGAUACAGAAUGGGAGAGUAGAGGGAAGAAACAUCUCAGUGAUUGACACGCCAGGAAUCAACAACACUUCACUCACUCCAGAACAGUGGAGGACUGAACUAAAGAAGGGUUUGUUGCUUUCCUCUCCUGGCCCUCAUGUGUUCCUGCUGGUGACCAAAGUGGGGAAAUUCUCAGAAGAAGAGAGAAAUGCUGUGAAGUGGGUUGUGGAGGACUUUGGAGAAGAAGCUCUGAAGUUCACCAUGAUACUGUUCAUAGGAAGAGAAGAAAUGACACAGAGACAGUUGGUGAAAUCUUCUGAGGAUAUCAGGACAAAGGAUUUGAUCAGCUGCUUUCAAGGUGGAUACUGUGUGAUAAACAGUAAGAGAGAAGUUAAUCAGGCUCAGAUCAGUAAACUGCUGGAGGAGAUUGAGGCCAUAGUACAACAAAAUGGAGGUCAGGUCUACACGCAAGAGAUGUACGAAGCAGUUGAUAGAAUGAGAACAAAAGACAAGACACAGAAGAAAGAGGAAAUGGGAAAGGGACAUGAGAAAAACUGGACACUCUUGGCUUCUCCCCUCUCACCUUUGGAGUUGCUUUUAAUCUCAUUGUACAUGCGUAUAGUGACAAUAAAGGCAUUCUAUUCUAUUCUAUUCUAUUCUAUUCUAUUCUAUUCUAUUCUAAAAUGCGGAAAUGUGAUACCGCCAAAGAAACAGGAAGAGUCAGUGAAGUCACUUUCUGAGAAGAAGGGAGAGAUGGCAGCAAAGUUUGUGAAAGAAAAUUUCAAGAUCCAGGAGGAGACAUGGAAAGAAAGGGAAAGGAAGAAAUGGGAAGAGGAGAGAGGAGCUACAGGGGGUGUAAAACCUCAGAAGAAAAAGGAAGAGUCAGUGAAGUCACUUCCUGAGAAGAAGGGAGAGAUGGCAGCCAAGUUUGUGAAAGAAAAUUUCAGGAUUCAGGAGGAGACACGGAAAGAAAGGGAAAGGAAGAAAUGGGAAGAGGAGAGAGGAGCUACAGGGGGUGUACAACCUGAUCCAGUGUGUGAUGUGAGGAUUGUGCUCCUGGGAGGUGUUGGAGCAGGAAAAAGCUCAUCAGGAAACACAAUCCUGGGCAGGGAGGCAUUCGGGAAGGACAUCAUCAAAGAUAAGACAAUGGGCAAGAGACAGGAUGGAAUGGUGGGAAAUAAAUCUAUCACUGUGAUUGACACUAAAGGUUAUGCUAAAGACGACUCUCAGUACUACUUUUCAGAGUACUGUGAUGAGUUGGAGCAAUGUCUUUCCUUGUGUAGACCCGGCCCUCAUGUGUUUGUGCUGGUUGUACCUUCCCCUAAUAACUUCUCCUUCCCUGUUCAUUUACUAUAUGAAAGAUUUGGCCCAGAAGUUUUGAAACGCACUUUAGUUCUCAUCACUCAUGGAGACUCUUGGGGAAGAGACCACAAGGCAGUCUUAAAUAACAGUUCAGUGCUUCAGCAGCUCAUCCAGCAUUGUGGAGAAGAUUAUCACAUUUUCAACAACCAGGAGAAAGAAGACCAAACUCAGGUCAAAGAAUUGCUGCAGAAGAUCGAGAUCUUGAUUAGGAAGAACGGACAGGGGUACUGUACCACCGAGAUGUACCAGAGAAAAGGGCAGGAGCCAGGAAGUUGUUCCCUAAUCUGAAUAUUUUAAGGUCUUUUUUGAGAAAUGCAUUUCAUUUGGAUCCAUUUGAUUUGGAAGUUGUAUAAUAUUAUACACAUCAUUGUUUUGUUGAGCAUAACUGAGUAGGUGGUUCUGAAGGUCUCUUUGUAUAAAAGUAGAAGUCCUUGUUCUUUUUUAAUAGGAAUUUGACAGAAAAAUUUGUAAGCAUUGAAGUGUGUUUGGAUGUCAUAUGCGAUUUAUCCUUUACGUAUACUCUAUAUUUUAUUUUAUUAUUAUUAUGGCCAGGUUCUGGCCAGAACUGAUAAUUGCAUGAUCAAUUUUUCUUUGGUUAAUCAGACACACGGUAUGCCACCACACUUGCCGGAGCAGUUGGGGGUUAGGUGCCUUGCUCAAGGGCACUUGAGACAAUCCUGCUGGUUGAGGGAAUCAAACCAGUGACUUUUUGGUCCCAAAGCUGUUUCUCUAACUAUUUGGCCAUGGAUUCCCCAAUACAACCAUAUACCGUACAUACUAUAUAGCAUUUGGUUGAUGGCAAAGGAAUAAACAACAACAAUGUCAACAACAACAUUUUCCAGUCCAUGGAUAGUGUGUUGUUUGCCCUCUGAUCCUCAUCAAGCCCAGUUUCUGAUUGGCAGUUGGCUGGAAGAUCCUGAUGGAUGGGAUUUAUUAUCUCACUAUCCCAUGUCAUCCAGAACAGUAUGGGUUCCCUUUGGAGUUUGACUCCUCUCAAGGUUUCUUCCUCACCACUGUCACCUUUGGCUUGUUCAUUAGGAAUUUAAAUCUACAUCUUGACUUUUAUAAAGCUCCUUUGUGGCAAUGUUUAAAAAUUAAAUAUGCUAUGCAAAUAAAAUGUAAUUGAAUGAAUAAUGAAUAAACGUUAGCAGCACGGUGGUGUCAUGAGUAGCACUGU